GGGACAUCCAUCACCAUCACCAUCGCCAUGAUCGUGAUGAAUCCAUCCUCGAGGUACCAAUGACAUAUCGCUAAGCGAUUGAAGAGUGCGCCAUGCACUGCAUGGAUCAAUCCCCUCCUCCAUUGUGCUUGGAUACCACAAGAUUGGCGACGCCGCCUCCAACAAUAGACGAAUCCUACCAAGCCCUCAUACCUACAAUCCUUGCGCGCACCAGCCUGCGAUUACGGCAGUUUCUCUCGCACUCAGUCUCCUCUGGCUCCAGAGAAGAGGAUGUCUGGGGGUGCGAAAAUACAAAAGAUUGCGAGCAAGGCCUGUCCUUGGCCUCGCCGGCUUGGGCUCGCCGGGAUCCGGUUUUAUCUCAGAUCUGGACUUGCACACAUCCUCUCGACUUAGAAAAGGGAGAAGCCAGGUUUCUGCAGGGUCAAACUCCUACACCUGGCUCCAUCAGCAGUUUUACAAGCGGCGAAAGUGAAAGUUGUAGUGACCCCGAGUCGUCCGAAACUACAGUUCCCGAUAUCGACGGUCCAGAAGAAGAUACUACUGCGAAACGGAUAAAGUCUGGUGCGCCAGAGAACUACGAACAGUAUGCAGCCAAGAUGACCUUUAUGAAGACCUUUUCAACUCAGACAUCACGCUUUGGAAUUCCUGCACUUUCAAAAAGCCCUCCUACGUCACAUUCCGCUCCAGCAGAUGACGGUUUCAUGCCGAGUUUUUCCAAAAGGAAACGUAGCGAUGUCGAAGACAUGGGUGAGGGCGAUGUAAAAAAGGCAAGGCUGGCCGCAACGAACAGCACACUCCAACUAUUCUCGAGGGAUUGGCGAAAGGCAGACUACGGCCCAAAGCGCAUACGCCCAAGGCAAAGCACGCCUUCAUCGCGGAAGAAACUUUUGCCUUUCAACGCCUGUGUGGACGUACACUGAUGAAUGCCGUCACCCGUCAAGAGAAAGUGAAUAUAAUUAUUUAAGCAGCUCUUCUUAUACCAUCGACAUCCAAAAUAAUCACCCAAUUCCGCUAGGUGAUCGGAUACAGUCUGAGGCACACUUUCUCCUUGGUCGAGUCUCUUCUACUUGGCCGUCACUGCAUGCGCUGCCAUGGCAACUCGCAGCGAUCGCGGUGACAGACCUCAGAGCCUGGAUACAACUAUGAUACUGCCAUUCAUUGGAUCACUCAAGGAAGAUAUGGCAGGAACUUUUGAGCAAAGAAUACCCAAAGAACGGGGGUGUAACGCCGGAGCACUAGCCAGGGUCUGGUCUCAUCGACAUUCCGAGCAAGACAGGCCUUUGAAUCACUGCUAGUGCAAGUUUACCACAUCGGUACGGCGUGUCAAGAUGGCAAUGGUACUGGCCUGCUUCAACAGCCGAACGGAGGGUAUUGGCUAUAGCAUCGGGAUAUGAAAAACCUGCCGAGGGCGAAUACCAUGCGAGUGUUUGAGCUGUGCAAAUCCAGACGACUCCAGGCUUGGAGAAGAGUAGCAUGGCGGAAUGCACUGCUUCGCAACUAUAUCCAUAUUUUAUGUGGCUCCGGCGUCGGUAUAACUGGGUCUUCCCAAGAGACUUCCCAUCAUGACAGCGUUUAUCCAACCGAAUGGACCGUUCCAUCCAAUGGGGUCUAGACCACAGACAGAUGUGACUAAGCCGCCGCAUCGAGCUCUACCACUACCGGUGACCAAUACUCCACCCAUCACCACAUCCAUGAUCGCCAGAUGUUUCUGCAUGGCAGCCAUCCGCACACCGGCCUGAAAGCGAGGAUGGACCGCCAUGAGCCGAACUUGUGAUUCUUCAUCUGGAAGAAUUCUAUCAGCCAGGAAAAGGAACCAUCGGCUAAACGACUCGAACGCGCCGUUGAUUACGGCUAACCCGGUUACUAUCCUGGCCUUGGUAUUUUCACCUUCCCGUUUCGAUAAGCUGUUGCUGGGCUGCUGAUCUGGGGGACGACAUUAAUUGGACACGACUUUCGGCCAGAACAGGGUAAGAUCUGUUAUUGUGAAUAUUGCGGAUUCUUUGUCGCAGAUACGCGGAGGAUAUAGCUCAAAAGCUCUGUUCACCGAGCCUCCGUCUCACACAGGACCAGUUCAUCUCCAACCGUACCAGAUUUCUACUUCCACGUUUUGCGCGGCCUCAUAAUGAUACAAUCCCAAUGCCUACUCCGGAUUUGGCCGUUGUGUAAGCAAAGGGCGUCCAAUCAAGGUUAGGCAGGAAUGCCAGAGUGGGCCGAAGCAAAGCCCUUACUACAGCUCAAACCGAAGCUCGCAAAGAACAGGUGCGGUGAAGCGAGAAACUAGAGGUUCUGGAGGAGUUUCGAGACCAGAAACAUAGAAGAUAGCUAGGUAGGAGAUCCAAAGAAGACUGGAAGACUCAAGCUCUUGGAUUGAGAUCUGAGUUAAAUCAACUGGUGCCAUUGUUCAUAUCGAUAGAGUGCAACAUCAUAAAUAUAC
Molecule: messenger RNA, 2434 nt
Organism: Exophiala oligosperma
Lineage: Eukaryota; Fungi; Ascomycota; Eurotiomycetes; Chaetothyriales; Herpotrichiellaceae
Exons: 2
Coding region: 93-920 (275 amino acids)
Source: RefSeq, a predicted model, not a curated record